Apodemus sylvaticus (European woodmouse) is the source of this 537-nucleotide messenger RNA. It is a transcript of the gene Lyrm9, whose product is annotated as LYR motif containing 9. NCBI's taxonomy places the organism in Eukaryota, Metazoa, Chordata, Mammalia, Rodentia, Muridae. The record is from RefSeq and is a predicted model, not a curated record. The coding region runs from base 63 to 299 and encodes 78 amino acids. The transcript is spliced from 4 exons.
AUCUUGUCACUUGCGGUGUCUCGAGUUGGCGUCCGCCGGGAAGGCGGGGCUGCGGCUCGCACAUGGCCCCUCUGCCAGGCGCAGAGCUGGUCCAGACGCCGUUGCAGCUGUACCGCUACCUGUUGCGUUGUUGCCGGCAGCUGCCAGCCAAGGGCAUCCAGGACCACUACAAGCAUGCUGUCAGGCAGAGUUUCCAAGUUCACUCAGAUGAAGACAACCCCGAGAGAAUCCAACAGAUUAUUAAAAGAGCCAUUGAAGACGCCGACUGGAUCAUGAACAAGUAUAGGAAACAAAACUGAGUAUCUGGAGCUCACAGCGAGAGCGUAGCCGCCGUGGAGACACUUCUGGAACUGAGAAACAUCUCUGCUUUCGGAACUAAGGAGCAGCAUCAGUUCUGGAAUAUUCUUUGACCUUGCUGGCUAAAAGCAAGAAAUCAUAGCUGACGCUUGGUCAGGUGGUUCUCAUCAUCGCAGCCAUGUCUCCAGCGUCUUUUAUGUCUGCUUUUCCAGACAGAAACGAUACACAAUUUGGGGAGAA